AUGUCUACUCGAACACGGACAACGGCCAGUACAAGGGUACAGAACCCCACUAGAACUCAGAUACAGCCUGGAACACCGACAGAUGAUUCAGGAGAUGUGAAAUGUACAGGCCAUCACAUGUCUUGUCCAAAGCUCAGAGCUGGUCCAACAACCAAGAACGCGGGAAGAGCAUUUUACUGCUGUCCAUUACCACGAGACGAUCCUGGUCGAUGUAAGUUUUUCAAAUGGCAUGACGAGCUCUUUCCUCUUCAUUCUUCGGCCGGACCAUCGACACCGUCAGGAUCUACUCGAGCUUCUGCGCUGGUCCAACGAACGAAUCAGACCCUCGGUCAAUCCCCUGCCGCUAGAUAUGGCCGUCCGGUUGGCUCAAACGACAGUACGCAUACUGUAAGAAACAGCUCAUCUCGUCAGCAAGAAGCAGUACUGAUCAGUGAUGAUGAGGAUGAAGAUGAGAUGGAGGAGAUAGAUUGGGAUAAAGUGGAUGCUGAGGAGAUUGAACGUGAAGCUAUUGCAAGUACACCUGGAUCAUCUCAACUCGUGGCUAGUGAGCAGACACCGUCAUCGACUACACCAAGUAAAGGUAUAUCAUUCAACGAUAGGUUAAAGAAUGCAGUCGAUGAGGGUCUGGGUAAAAGAAGGAGGGAUGAAGAAGAUUCGCAAGAAGUGGAUAGGACACCAAAAAGGGCUGCUAACGAUCCUAACCCCUUCCUCUCGUCUCCUACCACCCCUCGUUCACCUCCUCACUCCAUCCUCUCGCCCACGCUCUCGUCCCUCGAACAGCUGUCUGAACAUCUUCAUCGUCAAGAUAGAUUAUUGCGUGCUGCAGAACAAAUGAAGAAGGGUAUGAGAAGUACCAUUAAAUCGCUACAGGAACGAAAUAAGGAAUUGGAAGAUCGAGUGAAGGAAUUGGAGAACCGCUUGGGGUAG
Molecule: messenger RNA, 927 nt
Organism: Kwoniella botswanensis
Lineage: Eukaryota; Fungi; Basidiomycota; Tremellomycetes; Tremellales; Cryptococcaceae
Exons: 4
Coding region: 1-927 (308 amino acids)
Molecular function (GO): zinc ion binding
Source: RefSeq, a predicted model, not a curated record